This is a messenger RNA of Plenodomus lingam JN3, 453 nucleotides long. NCBI's taxonomy places the organism in Eukaryota, Fungi, Ascomycota, Dothideomycetes, Pleosporales, Leptosphaeriaceae. The record is from RefSeq and is a predicted model, not a curated record.
AUGCUACGGUGUCCUCGGCGGCAGGGGAUAGGUACUAGAGUAGGACAGGUGCCAGUAUUGGUAGAUUGCAUGUCCAGUCGCGUGUGCAGUUCAGUUUUGCGCCCAUGGUCUGUCUCCCCGACGGCAUGGCUCAAGCGUGGCGGGAGCACCUGGGCCUGGGCCAUGGCAGAAUGUAUUGUAGGUGCAGAAGUACAGAGCCAGACCCCUGGAAAGCUCAACGUAAAAAAGUUUUGGUUGCACCUGGCCGUGCCGACACCGGCGGGGCAGGGGGCCAGCCGUGUGCUGACCGUCUUCAAUGACAAAGUUCAAGAUAACCCGCCAACCGCCUCGAGUCGCCGGAGCCCGCGCGAAGUCACGUGCAAACGCCCCCGCGACACCGUCUCCUGUUGCCUGAUUGGCGGAUUCUCUUAUCAGUCGAAAAACAGACACCAUGCUUUGUAUACCGACUUAUGA